Molecule: messenger RNA, 1876 nt
Organism: Corylus avellana
Lineage: Eukaryota; Viridiplantae; Streptophyta; Magnoliopsida; Fagales; Betulaceae
Product: UNC93-like protein 1
Source: RefSeq, a predicted model, not a curated record
UUGCUAAUCUUAGUAAAUCAAACAGUUGUUACCUAUCCACGACUUGACUCCAAACGCCUCCCCUAUACAUUCAGAGCUUCAAUUCUCGUUUCCCUCAAACACCCAGAGUCAGAGACCCCUCUCUCUCUCUGAUCCCCAAUUCUCUGUGUCUUACCAGUUUCGAAGCCUCCGCCAUUUUAAGCAAUCUUUGAUGGGUUUGGAGGGAGAUGAAGAAAUGGCCGCCAUCCCCACCAAAUCCACGUUCAGGUACAACUCGCCCUUCGUCCAGGUGUCCCUCAUAGGCCUCGUAUGCUUCUGUUGUCCCGGCAUGUUCAACGCGCUCGCCGGCAUGGGCGGUGGCGGCCAGGUCGACCACUCGGUCGCCAACAACGCCAACACCGCGCUCUACGCCACCUUCGCGGUCUUCGGCGUUCUCGGCGGAGGUAUUUACAACAUCCUGGGCCCGCGGCUCACCCUUGUCUCCGCCUGCUCCACCUACGUCCUCUACGCCGGCUCUUUCCUCUACUACAAUCACCACAAGCACCAGGACUUCGCCAUUGUCGCCGGUGCGCUGUUGGGCGUCGGCGCGGGCCUCCUCUGGGCCGCACAGGGCGCUAUCAUGACCUCUUACCCUCCAACACACCGUAAAGGGACGUAUAUCUCGCUCUUCUGGAGUGUAUUCAACAUGGGUGGCGUCAUUGGCGGCCUUAUUCCUUUCAUUCUCAACUAUCAUCGCGGCGAAGCCGCUUCGGUCAACGAUGGCACCUAUAUCGGUUUCAUGGCCUUCAUGGCGGUCGGGGCGGCUCUUUCUUUGGCGAUUUUGCCACCCAGUAAGGUGAUUCGUAAUGAUGGGACUCGGUGUAGUAACAUCAAAUACUCCAACGUUAGGACAGAGUCGAUUGAGAUUUUCAAGUUGUUUCUGAACUGGAAGAUGCUGCUCAUAGUGCCUGCCGCUUGGUCCAGCAACUUUUUCUACACAUACCAGUUCAAUAACGUUAAUGGGGCGUUGUUCAAUUUGAGGACUAGAGGGUUGAACAACGUGUUCUACUGGGGAGCGCAGAUGUUGGGCUCGGUUGGGAUUGGGUACAUAAUGGACUUCAGUUUUCAGAGCAGGAGGAUGAGGGGGUUUGUUGGGAUUUCUGUGGUUGGGGUCCUUGGGACUGCUAUUUGGGCUGGUGGUUUUGCCAACCAGCUCCGGUACUCGCGCAGUCACACGCUGGAGAACUUGUUGGAUUUUAAGGACUCGGGUGCUGAUUAUGCAGGGCCAUUCGUCUUGUAUUUUAGUUAUGGAUUGCUGGAUGCCAUGUUCCAAAGCAUGGUUUACUGGGUGAUUGGAGCCUUGGCGAAUGAUUCUGAAAUCCUUAGCAGGUAUACUGGGUUUUAUAAGGGAGUGCAGAGUGCUGGAGCAGCGGUUGCUUGGCAAGUUGAUACACACAAUGUAUCAUUCAUGUCCCAAUUGAUUGUGAAUUGGUGCCUCACUACAGUUGCUUAUCCAUUAUUGGUGGUUCUUGUCAUGUUGGCUGUGAAGGAUGAGGCAAAGGGUGAAGAGGGAACUACCGACGAGGCUACUCCUACGUCAGCUAAGCCUACCUAUACAUGACAUUGAUUAUGGAGGGGUUUAAUUCUUCUCUCUCUUUGUUCUUGUGUUCUCCAUAAUGUCAUCUAAAUGUUUGGAAGUUGAAAAUUUCAUCUACGGGUGUAAAUGCUAUUUAUUACUGUCAUUAAUCAAGUUAUAGGGUAAUGUUUUGUGCAGAAUAUUUGUCCCUACUUCUUGUCGUGCUAUUUUUAUACAUAGAAUUCUGGUGGGUGGCUUUUGCCAGACGGCUCAGAACCAUAUGAGCGAUCUUUUCUUUUUGUUUUUAAUUAGGAGAUGAAUACUAUCCCAUCCAUUCAGAUA